UCAGAAAGACGUCAGACAUAUACAAUUGUAAGCGGAACUGUGGCGUUAUGGUUUGCACACCGCCAUUAAAACUAAAAAAAUAUGUGGCGUGAAAACGUUUGAAUUUAGCAGCCAAUGUGGGCUUGCUUGCUGAGAUGUAGAAACAUCAAGAACACGAUUAUCUAGUUACUGUUUCACUUAAAAAUGGAAGAGAUACGUCCACUGUUGAGCAAUCAGCCGUGGGAGGGCUCAGAUCUCCCAUCCCCAAACCUGAGACCAAGGCACCAGGAACUGAUCCCAACGCCAUGUGGCCCGAUAAAGCCUUGGUCAGAGCUGUCAUGCUUGGUGAAGCUUUACUUCUGCUUCACCAUCGCCUCUCUACUGGCACUAUUGGCCCUCACACUGACAAACAUCUACAGGCAAAGCAUGGCAACGUACAGCUAUGAGGACGACUUCACUGUAUCUCUCAUCCAACUGGUUGGAAUUUUGUUCUGCAUAUACUACAUCACCAGGGGCAUCCUGCAGGAGAACAGGCAGGAGUUGAUAGUGUUUGUCCUCAGUGUGUUGGUGGUCAUGAUGCGCUCUGUGGUCAACUUCAUGGUGCUCCCUGUCCAGGAUAGAAAGGACUUGCUUCUGGUGCGGUUUGUGUGCAUCCUGUGUGUGGGCGUGGUCCAUGUCCUGUGCGCCACUCUGCUCAUCCAAAGGCCCAACAUGAUGGCCUUCCGGGUGGGCGGAGCUCUGGAGAGCUUCCAGGAGCAGUACUUCCUGAUCAACCUGUGCUUCUCCAUGGUCACCUUUGACCUACAGGCCCAGCUGUGCCUUUGCAUACUGAUUAUGACGUCAGGUACAACCAUGUCCUUCACGAACAGCAUCAUCCUGGGCUUUGGAGUGGUCUGGGCUUGCCUUACCGCAGCCAUGGGGGCUAUCGCAGUUUUAAAAGAAGCCAAGCUGCUGGUUUGGGUCUUUGUCCUUCUGAAUGUGCCGGAGGUGGCCUACUUCGUGUACCUGAUGUACAGGAUCAGUGUACACUGGGGGCAGGACAAGACGUAUACACUGGAGGCUGCUGCUGUGACUGGAGCGGGGAUCUCAGUGCUGAUCAAAGGCGUGCUUUUCUGGUCUCUCUUCCGAUUGGCGCGCAGCUUCGGCCAGGGCCUGAGGGAGAGGAUGUUUUCAUCGGACAAGCAGUAAAGUGCCGUCAUGAGAAGGAAGUGGCUACGGUUACACAGGAUGGAUAAGCAACAAUUUCAAAAUGUUGUAACAACUCUCUGGUUCUGACCAAUGUUUGAAGUUAGGAAAUAGAGGGAAAUGCACUCAAAUGGGCAUUGGACCGGUCUGUUUUUAUGAAGAUGAUUUCACUGCAAGUGACAGACAUACAGUGCCUUCGGAAAGUAUUCAGACCCCUUUACUUUUUCCACAUUUUGUUAUGUUACAGCCUUAUUCUAAAAUGGGUUAAAUAAAAAUCCUCAGCAAUCUACACACAAUACCCCCAUAAUGACAAAGCGUAACAGGUUUUUAGAAAUGUUUGCUAAUUUAUAAAAAAUAAACACCGUAUUUACAUAAUUAUUCAGACCCUUUGCUAUAAGACUCGAAAUUGAGCAACCUUGAUUUUUCUACAACUAGAUUGGAGUCCACAUGUGGUAAAUUUGGAUUUGGAAAGGCACACUCCUGUCUAGAUAAGGUCCCACAGUUGACAGUGCAUGUCAGAGCAAAAACCAAGCCAUGAGGUCGAAGGAAUUGUCUGUACAGCUCCGAGACAGGAUUGUGUCGAGACACAGAUCUGGGGAAGGGUACCAAAAAAUGUCUUCAGCCUUGAAGGUCCCCAAGAACACACUGGCCAUCAUUCUUAAAUGGAAGAAGUUGGCUGACCGGCCAAAAUGAGCAAUCGGGGAGAAGGGCCUUGGUCAGGGAGGUGACCAAGAACACGAUGCUCACUCUGACAGAGCUCUAGAGUUCCUCUGUGGAAAUGGGAGAACGUUCCAGAAAGACAACCAUCUCUGCAGCACUCUACCAAUCAGGCCUUUAUGGUAGAGGGGCCAGACGGAAGCCAUUCCUCAGAAAAAGGCACAUGACAGCCUGCUUGGAAUUUGCCAAAAGGCACAUAAAAACUCUCAGAUCAUGAAAAACAAGAUUAUCUGGUCUGAUGAAACGAAGAUUGAACUCUUUGGCCUGAAUGCCAAGCAUCACUUCUGGAAGAAACCUGACACCAUGUUGUUUUUCAGUGGCAGGGAGUGGGAGACUAGUCAGGAUCAAGGCAAAGAUGAACGGAGCAAAGUACAGAGAGAUCCUUGAUGAAAACCUGCUCCAGAGUGCUCAGUACCUCAGACUGGGGUGAAGGUUCACCUUCCAACAGGACAACGACCCUAAGCACACAGCCAGGACAACGCAGGAGUGGCUUCGGGACAACUCUGAAUGUCCUUGAGUGGCCCAGCCAGAGCCCGGACUUGAACCCGAUCUAACAUCUCUGUCGGAACCUGAAAAUAGCUGUGCAGUGUCGCUCCCCAUCCAGAAACUCCCCAAAUACAAGUGUGCCAAGAAGACUCGAGGCUGUAAUUGCUGCCAAAGGUGGUUUAACAAAAUACUGAGUAAAGAGUCUGAAUAUUUAUGUAAAUGUUACAUUUCAAUUUUUAAAAAAAUAUAAAAAAAUAACCAGUUUUUCCUUUAUCAUUAUAGGGUAUUGUGUGUAGAUUGAGGGGGGAGACAUUUAGUCAAGUUUAGAACAAGGCUGUAACAUAACAAAAUGUGGAAAAAGUCAAGGGGUCUGAAUACUUUCCGAAGGCCCUAUAAGUUGCAAAACACUGUAAACGAAUUAUUUUAUAAUAGCUGAUGAGCACCACUGAUUAAUUUAUGUGAGUCUGUUACGUUUAUCACAUUUUGCCUACUUCUAGAGGAUUCAUCUCAGUAAGUCGGAUAAUGCUUACCCUUUAAUGUGCCUACAACACGUACAGUGAGAUGUUAAGUUCUUUGGAGUGUUGAGAACCAGUUUACAAGGCCAAAUGCACAAUCUAACUUCUGAAACAGCUACUGUAUGUAAAUCAAUGCAGAUAUUCUGUACAACAAUUGUCUUUUUAGGGUACUUUGCUUUUACCAUAAUCAUUAAUGGAUUAUAACUUUCACCUUAUUAUUUAAAGUAAACAAAAGUAGACAAUAUUCAGUGGUAUUUUAAUACAUCCAUUGGAAAUUGUGCCCUGUCUAUGAAAUUGUUUAUUUGAGAGGUUUUAUACUGCUAACUUUUUAGAUUUCUGUUUUGGUGAACAAUAUUUAUAAUUUCAUAUACAGUAGUAUAUUCCUAUCUAUUGAUAUGUCCAUUGUCUAUGCGCUACACAAAAUAUCUUAGUUUGAAAUCAUUUUUAAUCUAUCAUUAAUCGUUGUUGAAAGACAGUGAACAUUAUCUUUAUAGGUUUUCGCUGCACUUUUGAUUUGUUGACAACCCAUUAUCGUGUUUUUGUAAACUGCAGGUUCUCAAUAAAAUAUCGAAAUAA
Salvelinus fontinalis (brook trout) is the source of this 3458-nucleotide messenger RNA. RefSeq lists its product as uncharacterized. The coding region runs from base 184 to 1167 and encodes 327 amino acids. The transcript has 9 exons. Lineage: Eukaryota; Metazoa; Chordata; Actinopteri; Salmoniformes; Salmonidae. The record is from RefSeq and is a predicted model, not a curated record.